CCCCAACUCUUUGAUUUUGUUUCGAUUUUUGCAUGUUUCUGUUUCGAUUUUGUUUGUUUUUCUGUUUUUUUGUGUUGUUUUAGUCUUGAUCUUGUUAAUUUAGUGAAUGCGUUUGUUUAUUUGCUAAUUUUUUUGGACUGUUUUUCACCGAUUUUGGUUAUGUUUUUGUUACUUGAAAUUUCUGUUAGGGGAAAUGAUUUUUCGUUAAAUCUAAGUAUGUUUUUGUUUAUUCUACCUUGAUUUUGACAUUGUAUUUACCAGUAAGCAUGAUUUUGGGUUUAUCUUGUUUGUUCUUAGUUUGUUUAGUGUUGUUACAUGGAAUUUUUCUGGAUGGAGUUGGUUUUUCACCAAAUCUGAGUAUGUUUGGCUUAUUUCCCCUAAUUUUCACACUGUGUAAGUUGGAUUUUGCUGAUUUUGAGUGUGUUUUAGUAUUUUACAUGGGAGAUUGUUGUUCGGAAGUUGAUUUUUCUUCAAAUCUGAGCAUGUGUAGACUACACAGUGUAGUUCGUAUCUACUAUUUGGUACAUUGUAUCCUACCAAUUAUGUUGUCUUGAUUAUGUUGAUACUGAGUGUAUUGAGUAUGCCUAAAUGAUUUAUUGUAGUGGAAAUGAUUUUUACUCUUGAUGCUGUUUAUUUACUUUAAUUUGUAUACAAAAAUUUGUUCAUAUGGUCAUGGAUGAUAUGUUUUGCAGGAGGAUUUUGUUAGUUUGAAUUGAAUGUUUUGGAAUUGUCGGAUUAUUUAAGUGAUAUAACUUCCUCUAUUGUCUUUGUUAAGUAUGAAAUCUAUACUCAAUUGGUUUAUGGAGACUACCUGUUUGGUUUUUUCGUUUUGUUUGUCAGUAUGAUUACGUUCUUGAUCUCUGUUAAUACUAAUUAUUCUGCAUGAAAAUGUUUUCGUUGAAGUUGAUUUUUCUUUUAACCUGCAUAUGUUGUGUAUUCCUACUAGAUCAGGCAGUAGUAUUAUACUGCACUGGCGAAAAAUUUGUUUAUCUUUAAGAUUUUGUCAGUUUUCUUAUUAGAUAUAUAUGUUUUCUUUUUGGCAAGCAUGAGUUCUGUAGUUGACAUUGUUCAGUUUUGUACAUUUAGGAAAACGAUUGUAAGGGAUUAGUAGGAGUUAUUUUCUGCGAGGUUUUCAUUACCUGCUUUAGUUGUACGAAACAAUGUAGAUAGCUGAAAGUUGGAGAGGCUUGCAUUACUGUGCAGAGUAGGAGUAGAUAUUAGCCAAAAAGGAUGUCUAGAUAUCCGGAGACGGAGCUAGCACCAGUAGUGGUUCAAGCUCAGCCUGACGUUGAGGCUGAUCCACCUGCUGAGCUGAACCGUGAUGAACUUUUUGUCUAUCCUUGGAUGGGUGUUGUUGCGAACCUUCCUACCGAAUUGAAAGAUGGAAAAUAUAUAGGAGAAAGUGGUUCUAAGCUCAGAGACCAGUUCAUAAGGCAAGGGUUUAAUCCAGUGAAGGUGCAGCCUCUUUGGAAUUGUCGUGGUCAUUCAGGUUUCGCUAUUGUAAUUUCUAACAAAGACUGGCCUGGGUUUCACAAUCCAAUGUCGUUCGAGAAGUUCUUUGAAGCGGAUCAUCAUGGGAAGCGAGAUUGGUAUGCAAAGAAGCACUAUGAGACUAGUCUGUAUGGCUGGGUGGCGCGAGAUGAUGACUACGAUGCUGGAAAUAUUGUUGCUGAACACCUGAGAAAAAAUGGAGACCUAAAAACUACCGCUGAUAUUUUCUAAUAACAUUAUAAUGAACUUUCUUAAUCAGGUUCCCUCCCAAUACUGUUCAAUUAAGCAUUCUGGUUUUCGUGGGCUUGUUCCUAAUACAUUAUACCAUUAAAUUCACAAUUGUAAAUUAAAGAGUCGUCCAAGAGAGAUCUAUGCAGAAUCAUACACUGCGAAUGUAUAAAAACAUUCAAGAGGAAAUGUUUCUUU
Papaver somniferum (opium poppy) is the source of this 1917-nucleotide messenger RNA. RefSeq names its product protein INVOLVED IN DE NOVO 2-like. The record is from RefSeq and is a predicted model, not a curated record. The coding region runs from base 1231 to 1722 and encodes 163 amino acids. The transcript is spliced from 2 exons. Gene Ontology annotation, biological process: gene silencing by siRNA-directed DNA methylation. NCBI's taxonomy places the organism in Eukaryota, Viridiplantae, Streptophyta, Magnoliopsida, Ranunculales, Papaveraceae.